This is a messenger RNA of Penicillium bovifimosum, 1365 nucleotides long. RefSeq names its product glycoside hydrolase family 76 protein. Gene Ontology annotation, biological process: fungal-type cell wall biogenesis; carbohydrate catabolic process. Gene Ontology annotation, molecular function: mannan endo-1,6-alpha-mannosidase activity. The transcript is spliced from 3 exons. The record is from RefSeq and is a predicted model, not a curated record. Bases 1 to 1365 code for a protein of 454 amino acids. NCBI's taxonomy places the organism in Eukaryota, Fungi, Ascomycota, Eurotiomycetes, Eurotiales, Aspergillaceae.
AUGAGGCCUGUGAUUCUUCCUGGGUUGUUGACCAUCCUCUUUACCUGUCUCCUCGUGCCAAAUGCGCUCGCAAUUGACGUUAAUCCCGAUGAUAUAACCUCCCUCCGAGAUGCCGCCAAGACCGUCGCAUCCAACAUGAUGCAGUUCUACAAUGACCGCGACUCGAAAGAUAUUCCGGGAAAAUUGGACGGUACAUGGUGGGAGGGUGGUUCAAUGUUUAUGACCCUUAUCCAGUACUGGUAUCUAACUGGCGACGACCAGUUUAACGACGCCAUCCAAGAAGGCAUGUAUUGGCAAAAGGGUGAAAACGACUUUUUCCCAAGCAACUACUCGCAGUAUCUCGGCAACGACGAUCAAGUGUUCUGGGGAUUAGCGGCAAUAACCGCGGCAGAACUGAAUUUCCCAGAAAGAGACAACGAACCCUCGUGGGUUUCUCUAGCGGAGGGUGUCUUCAAUAGUCAGAUUCCUCGCUGGGACAUGACAAGUUGCGGUGGGGGUUUGCGAUGGCAGAUCUGGCCCUACCAGAAUGGAUUCAAAUUGAAGAAUGCCAUAUCGAAUGGGGGCUUAUUCCAAUUGUCAGCGCGUCUGGCGCUAUAUACAAAGAACGCGACCUAUGCCGAGUGGGCUGAGAAGAUUUGGGAUUGGAGUGCGACUACGCCGCUAUUGAGGAAAACCUGGGUUAUCGCCGAUACCACUAAUGUCGAUGCGAAUUGUAAGGAUCAUGGUGAUUUUCAAUGGACUUACAACUACGCUACGUAUAUCUGCGGUGCGGGCUAUAUGCACAAUUACACGAAUGGUGAAGAAACCAAAUGGCUUGAAGGCAUGUCAGGAUUGAUCAAGACUUCUGAUCAGUUCUUCCCUGACUCUGCUUCGAACCAAGUGAUAUCCGACAUCACCUGUGAGCCAAUCAAAAAGUGUGAUCGCAACCAGAAAACCUUCAAGUCCUAUUUCACUUCCUGGCUUGGAUUCAUGUCGCUUAUAGUACCGACGAACACCACAGCGGACAUGAUGGCCAGAUUCAAGACUUCUGCUGUCGCUGCCGGUCAACAAUGCUCCGGUGGAAGGGAUGGGAAGCAUUGUGGAAUUCGAUGGACAAAGAGGACGGAAUGGGACGGCACCUCCGGCUUAGAGCAGGAGAUGUCUGUUUUGGGUGUUCUUAACGCUGUAAUGGUCCCAUUCAAGGCUCGGGCUCCUUUCAAUACUCAUAAUGGCGGGAAUUCCCAAAGUCGCCCCCAUGGGGAAAGCGAUACCGAGGACACCCCUGGGCCUAUCACUACAGGUGACAAGGUUGGCGCGGGAAUCUUGACUGCGAUGUUUGUUAUAUUCUGGGCCGGGGCUGUGUCCUGGAUGGUCAAGGAUAAGUAG